This is a messenger RNA of Miscanthus lutarioriparius, 1389 nucleotides long. NCBI's taxonomy places the organism in Eukaryota, Viridiplantae, Streptophyta, Magnoliopsida, Poales, Poaceae. The record is from the annotation of a GenBank genome assembly.
AUGGCACCACCGCAGCCGUCUCUACUAGGGAACACGGUCAGCAUCGGCUCCGGGCAACGGCGUCGCCACCACAGCUACUCUCCGGCGCCGCUCGUGCCGAUACCUUUCGCCUGCGGCAACGAGACGCCACCGGAAUGCCCUGGGACACCAGCACUGCCGCCACCGUCGACGACGACGAUGCUGCCACCGCCCGGCGACGACCCGACGCUGUCGUGUCCGGACUACUUCCGGUACAUCCACGACGACCUGCGGCCGUGGCGUGGCGCCGGGAUCACGCGGGAGGCGGUGGAGCGCGCGCGGCCGCACGCCUACUUCCGGCUGGUGGUCGUGGGAGGGCGCGCGUACGUGGAGACGUACCGGCGCGCGUACCAGACCCGGGACGUGUUCACGCAGUGGGGCAUCCUGCAGCUGCUGCGCCGCUACCCGGGCCGCGUCCCGGACCUGGACAUCAUGUUCGCCUGCGACGACCCGGGCCAGGUGCGCGCCGCCGACUUCCCGACACCGUCGGACGCGCCGCCCGUGUUCCGGUACUGCAAGGACGCCCUGACGCUCGACAUCGUGUUCCCGGACUGGUCCUUCUGGGGCUGGCCGGAAGUGGGCAUCCGGCCGUGGCCGCGGCUGCUGGAGGAGGUCAGGCAGGAGAACGAGCGCGUGCGGUGGCCGGAGAGGCAGCCCUACGCGUUCUGGAAGGGCAACCCUGAGGGGUACCGCAUACGCCACGAGCUCCUGAGAUGCAACGCCUCCAACGGCCAAGAAUGGAAUGCCCGCCUCUUCACCCAGAACUGGCAUUAUGCAAUUCAAAACGGGUUCCAAGAUUCGAGAAGACCUAAGCAAUGCAUUUACAGGUACAAGGUUUACGUGGAGGGGAACGCGUGGUCGGUGAGCGAGAAGUACAUCCUGGCGUGCGACUCGCCGGUGCUGUUCGUCACCACGCCCUUCCAGGACAUCCUGUCCAGGGGUCUCGUCGCCGGCAAGCACUACUGGCCCAUCAACCGGGAGCACAUCUGCAAAUCCAUCAAGUUCGCCGUCGACUGGGGCAACGAGCACCCAGCGCAGGCGCAGCUCAUCGGCGAGCAGGGCAGCCAGUUUGUGAGGGAGGAGAUGAGCAUGGACUACAUCUAUGACUACAUGCUGCACCUGCUCACCGACUAUGCCAAGCUGCUCCGGUACAAGCCUACCAUACAGGAGAACGCCGUGGAAAUCUGCACAGAAUCCAUGGCCUGCCCCGCACAGGGCCUGCACCGGGACUGCAUGAUGGACUCCAUGGAGAGGCACGUCGCAGGCUUCGACCCAUGCACACUGCCGCCACCAUUCACCGCUGAGGAGGCCAAGGCAAUAGCUGACAGGGAGGCGGAGGUGCUGAGGAAGGUAGAGAAGAUGGAGGGCUAG